AUGCUUGGCUGUUCCCAGGGUGGUUCCCAUCCCUCCUCUCCCCAGCCCACACACGUGCGGCCUCAGGCUCCUCCCUUAGCCCGGACGCUCAUCCCCAGCUGCCCCACACAGGGCACUGCCCUGGUCCCUGUGCCCGGAGCCCGUUUCUGGGCCCCUGCUCUCAGCCUGCCCAUGGGGCCCGGGGCCCGGUUCUGGCUGCUGCUGGCCUGCUACCUGGCCUUCGUGCUGCUGGGCUCCGCCGUGUUCAUGGCCACCGAGAGGCCUCCCGAGCGCCGGCUGCGGGAGGAGCUGCUGGGCCACCUGGCCGCCUUCCAGGUGGACCACCGGGGCUGCCUGCCCCCCGGGAGGCUGGAGGGGCUGCUGGGGGCCGUGCUCCAAGCCCAGGACUACGGGGUCUCCGCCCUGGGCAAUGUCACCGGGCCCGAGAACUGGGACUUGGCUUCCGCCCUGUUCUUCGCUGUCAGCCUCCUCACCACCACAGGUUAUGGCCACGCGGCGCUGCUCUCGGACAGCGGGAAGGCCUUCUGCGUGGGCUUCGCCGGCCUGGGGCUGCCCAUGAGCCUGGUGCUGGCCGCGGCCCUGCGCCAGCGCCUGCUGCGCCCGCUGCGCCGCCUGCUGAGCCGGAUGGCCGCCCGCUGCGGCCUGGCGCCCGCCCGUGUGCCCUGGCUCCAGGCGGCCCUGCUGGGGCUGACAGUGGCGACGGUCUUUGUGCUGAUCCCCACCCUGGUGCUCUGGGGCCAGGAGGCCGGCGCGAGCCCGAUGGACGCCUUCUACUUCUGCUUCAUGUCGCUCAGCACCAUCGGGCUGGGGGACUUUGUGCCCGGCCGUGAGCGCCACCCGGCCCUGUACUGGCUCAGCCAGCUCGCCCUCAUCGGUUACCUGCUUCUGGGGCUGCUGGCUCUGCUGUCGAUGCUGGAGACGGUCUCGGAGCUCAGGGAGGUCCGGGCCUUGGUGGGCUUCUUCAGCCCCAGCCCCCAGAGCCCGGAGGAGGACCAAAGGGCCAUCGUCCCUCAGGAUGCUCUGGCCCUUCACCACUGCCCACCUCCCGGCCCCUCCCCCACGCCCCCGGCCCCUGCCCUGGCACAGGGCACCAACGCUGCCUGAGAGCCCAGCGCGGCCCUCCCGGCGUGGGGGGUGGGGGUGAGGGCGCUGGCCUUGGGGAGCUUCAGGGGGCGCGUAUGUGUGUAAGUCUAGGGGUGUGAAUAAAAGCAAGGUCCGAUUCCUACUGCCUCAGUCUCCCCCACAAGCCCCGGGGCUGGGCCGCAGCAGCCCCCAGACUCCCCCCUGGUACGACCUCUUUCGGCCUUCCGGGAAGUCCUGGCUGGCUAGUUAAUGAAGCAGGCCGCUGGGGAUUAUUUUCUCAAGCCCUCAGUGUUUUCAUCUGUAAAAUGGGCUCAAUACCCCUUCCCCUCCUCGUUGUGGAGCGAAGUCCUUGGGACCAGAGAAGUGGGAGCUGUUCGGAGCUGGAAGAAGCCAGUCUUGGCCCCUUGGUUUUGGACAGGAGGAAGCGGGGCCCGGGAGGCUCCCUGUGCUGGGUCCCACAGGCCGGCAGCCCCCCUCCCCCCCUCCCCGGGACUCAGCAGCCCGCCCUCCUCUCCUGAGGGGGCGGGGGGCACUCGGCUCCUCCAAGGACGGCUGUACUGGGCAUCCCCCUCCCCCAGCCUGGCCGGCCCUCGGCCCUCUCCUCCCCUCUCCUAACCCACCGAUCACUGCGCCCCCGCGUGGGGGGAGGG
Sarcophilus harrisii (Tasmanian devil) is the source of this 1733-nucleotide messenger RNA. RefSeq names its product potassium two pore domain channel subfamily K member 7 (gene KCNK7). The record is from RefSeq and is a predicted model, not a curated record. Gene Ontology annotation, cellular component: membrane. Gene Ontology annotation, biological process: potassium ion transmembrane transport; stabilization of membrane potential. NCBI's taxonomy places the organism in Eukaryota, Metazoa, Chordata, Mammalia, Dasyuromorphia, Dasyuridae. Bases 1 to 1104 code for a protein of 367 amino acids. The transcript is spliced from 3 exons. Gene Ontology annotation, molecular function: potassium ion leak channel activity.